GUUCUACUCUUGGCUAUAACAAAUAAGGAGUUCAAUAUGAAUCGCACACAUUUAUUGUCAGAUUUUCAUGAUCGCAUGAUCUGCUCCAAUGUCAUGAGCGUAAGCUACGAGCAUCGUUGUGAGCUGGCCAAGGCCAUCAAGCACUGCAGCAAGAUUAUGAAUUUCUUCAAGUACUAUCAAAUCUUGUACUGCUAUGGGCACAUUCAUAACAGGGUCACAGAGAUGGCUGUCAUUCUCCUGAUCCUUAUUGGCUUGGUUAUAUUAUUAAUCUUAAUGGCGCAUACAGUGGACAUCUACUUCUCCCCAAUUAUUAAGAUAGUAGCCUUAAAAUGUAAAAUGAACGAAUAUGUGGCUGGCUGCUCAAUGCUGGCCAUUUCAAAUGCCUUUCCCGAUCUGGUUGUAAACCUCACGCCCUUACGAGCACAAUCGGGAAUUUUUACGAUAAGCGUAAGCAAUGCCUUGGGCGUGCUGCUACUCGCCGGCGGCAUGAUCUGUUACCUGAGACCAUUCCGGAUCGGAGGAUACUGUGUUGUGCGUGAUUUGAUCUGUCUGUUCUUGGCAGUUCAAAUACUGGAGUAUAUGAUUAAAACCGAUCAGUUAAUCUCUGAAUUCGAGGCAAUAGUGCUUUGUGGGUUUUAUGCGAUCUACUUGAGCAUAAAUUUUUGGGAUCAAUCUUUGGUGCGAAGAAAAAUCAAGAAGCUGCGUGUACAGAUUGCUGAAUUGAGCGAAUUGCCGGAGACACCAAAAAUCAAGGCAACUUUAAAGCAUAAGCAUGCUCAAUUACUAGAGUACGAGAUUGAAAACCGUUUCACCAUACAUAGCUUCAACUAUACAUAUCAUUUUGGUAUUUCCCAUCACCACGCUUCCAGCCGCCAUAUGCCAGGUCUAAUGGAACCCGAUGAUUUAAUUGAGCGAUAUAAUUCCGCCAGGCAUAAGAAACAUAAAAGAUAUGGCGCCUUAAAGCCAGCAAUCGAUACAGAUCACACGCGUAGAGUGCUCUAUAAUAAGCGCAAUAGUAGAAAUCGUUUGCUAUUCUCCGAGUUCUGGGGAUCGCUAAUACCAAUUGAUUUAUUUAGAUGGCAAAUUAGCAAUACGUGUGGACGCUUAGUAAUUGCAUUGCUCGCACCCAUGGUGCUCCUUAUUACCAUAUUUAUACCCACUGUGGACUAUCAGCUGAACAAACAUGGCUGGAGCAAGUUGCUCAACUGCACACAGAUCAUAACGAAUCCCGCUCUAAUUAUAACACUUGUGCGAGCCAUGUAUGCCAAAAAAUAUAAUGGCAUGGUGCUCGCUCUGGAAUAUGAGUAUCCCAUGUGGUCCUUGUGUGCCACCGUGCCUUUGGCUAUUUGUGUAUUCCUGCACUCACGCACUGAUAUGCCGCCAGUUUAUCAUUUGUGUUUUGCCUUGUUGACCACUAGCAUGUCCAUACUUGUGAUUGUCAUUUGUGCUCUGGAGUUGGAGGUGCUUUGCUCGAUUAUGGGCUUUGUUUUCAAUUUAUCCGAGAAUUUCAUAUCAGCCACCUUUCGUCCGUUUGCUCGAGCACUUCGAUGCACCGUUAUUUGCUCCACGCUCACCAGACAGGGCUAUGGUAAGAUGGCCUAUGCCGCAGUGCUAGCCAGUCCCUUUUGCACCAUUGUGCUAUGCAUGGGCUUGGCCUGCGUUGUUAAUUUAAGGAGUCACGAUUUUGGAAAUGCUUGGUGGCUUAUUGGACAACAUGGCGCGAAUACUUUUGUGUUCUUUACUUUGGCAGUUGUGUUCACAUUUGUCUGGAUUGUCACUUUCGGUUUUCGAGUGCGUCGCUCUGUGGCCAUUUUCUCAUUUAUAUUGUACAUGACUUAUCUUUUAUAUGCCUUCCUGGUUGAGUGGAACUGUAUACACCAUUUUGGCUUCGAUCCUACAUUCGAUCCCAAGUAGUAAUAAAGACAACUUAAAGUUUUGUAGCAGCUAGCUGCUGCUCGCAU
This is a messenger RNA of Drosophila busckii, 1961 nucleotides long. RefSeq lists its product as uncharacterized. Gene Ontology annotation, molecular function: calcium:sodium antiporter activity. The record is from RefSeq and is a predicted model, not a curated record. The transcript has 8 exons. NCBI's taxonomy places the organism in Eukaryota, Metazoa, Arthropoda, Insecta, Diptera, Drosophilidae. Gene Ontology annotation, biological process: transmembrane transport; intracellular calcium ion homeostasis; monoatomic cation transport. The coding region runs from base 37 to 1914 and encodes 625 amino acids. Gene Ontology annotation, cellular component: membrane.